AUGGGUUGGUUGUCAUAAUUUAUAUAUUUGAUGCGUAAUCAUUAUUAUUAUUAAAUCAAAUAUUUUAAGAUAACAGCAAAGAAAAUGGGAAAUUGUUGUAAUGGUGGAGGAUCAGUUUUGGAAAAAAAUGUGCAGGUAGAUUUAGGUUAAAUAAUGUCGGAGAAGUCGGCAAAUUCAGAUAUUCUUAAUAAAAAGGCUACAAUAAUAUAAGGUAUUUCUAUAUCUGAAAAGUAAGCUCAUUGUAGAGGUCAUAUUGCUAGAAAGAAAGUGAAAACAAUAUAGGAAUAAGAUAAAAGUGGUAAGAGGGAACCGUAAAAUGAUUCAAGUUAGCCGAAGAAAUAGAAUUAAUAAGCGAAUCCUUAGAAUAAAAAAGGUGCUUAAGAACCUAAGGAGGAAAGCUAUUAAAAUAGAGUCGAAUCUAGUAGGGCUCACGCUCCAAGUGAAAAAUAUAAAAAACUAGAUAGAAUGCCCGAUUAUUUGACUGCUAAAACUAAAUAAGUAUUUAAAAGUAUUUAGGUUAGGUUUUAAGUCAAAUCGAAGCCUUUGUUUAUGAUUAGGACAAGGAUGAAUUUAAAGAAUUACCAUUUUUGGAACCAUAUGAGUUGGACGGAGGAAGUGUUUAUAAAGGAUAAUGGAAGAGUGGGUAAGUUCUCAAUUUAUGUUAGACUCCGACAUGGAAGGGGAACAUAAAUUUGGUAGGACGGCUCAAUAUAUGAAGGGUAUUGGUACUAGAAUGUUGCUUGUGGGAAGGGAAGGUUGAUUCAUGCUGAUGGAGACAAGUACGAGGGAGAAUGGAGAAAUGACAAAGCUCACGGAUAUGUAACUAUGUAUAUCAAUAUUGUAGGGAAAAUAUGUGCAUAUGGAUGGAGCGUAAUAUGUGGGCUAUUGGGAGGAUGAUAAAUAAAAUGGGAAUGGUAAAGAAAUAUGGCCAGAUGGGGCUUGUUAUGAAGGGUAGUAUAAAAAUGGGAAGAAACACGGGAAAGGAACAUUCAAAUGGGCUGAUGGAUCUAUAUAUAUUGGAGAAUUCGAUUAGAAUAACAUACAAGGUUAAGGGGAAUAUCAAUGGGAAGAUGGCAGAAAAUACGUUGGAGAGUGGAAGAAUAAUAAAAUGGAUGGAAAAGGAGUAAGCAUUUAGAUUGUGAUGUAGGUUUUUACUUGGUUGGAUGGUAGAAAAUAUGAAGGGGAGUACAAGGAUGACAAGAAGCAUGGUUAUGGAGAGUUUAAAUGGCCGGAUGGAAGAGUAAUAGAAUUUUAAUUAAGUUUAGAUGUAUAAAGGAUAAUGGGCUAAUGGGAAGCAACAUGGUAUUGGAAUUUAUAUUGGUUCUUCAAAAGUUGAAAAGGAAGGAGAAUGGUAAGAAGGGAAGAGAAUACGUUGGCUGAAGAAAGGAGGCUAACAGACUAGGGAAGAUGGAAAUUGAAAUUCAC
This is a messenger RNA of Paramecium octaurelia, 1425 nucleotides long. The record is from the annotation of a GenBank genome assembly. Lineage: Eukaryota; Ciliophora; Oligohymenophorea; Peniculida; Parameciidae.